AUGCAAUUUUUAAUCAGAUCCACAGCACCAAAAUUACCUAUCAAUUUAGAGUGCAUAUUAAGAUAAAACAAAUAAAUUGUUGAACUCAAAAUAUCUGCUAUUCAUCCUGGUCCUGUCGUUCAAUAACAUAUAGACAUCUUUUUAAGUGAUGUCGAAAUGUCAGAAAAAGAUCAUAAACGUUUCAAUUCUCUAGAAGCCAUAGUCAAAUACUCUAUUGCUCAUGAAUAUAUGAGAAUCACUGGUAAAUUAAUCAAUCUUAGUCUUGAAAAAACAUAAGAUCUAUUAUAAUCACAUGAUGUAUUUGACUUAGCAUGUGCUUAUUAAUGGAUUAUUGCAUCAGGACCACAAGAGAGUAAUGAUUUAAUAUUUGAUUCCAACUUGGAUUUAUAAGGUAUAUCCCUCAUUAUGUAUUUAAAUUGUCUAAAUCAAUCUGAAUAAACCUGUUCUAUUGAGAAAAUUAACCAUCAUUUAAAAGUCACAGAUGAUCCAGAAGUUAUUUAUUUAUUACUUAGAUUACUUAAGAAACAUUGUGAUCAGAAUUCAAUUGAAGUUGAAAAAGUUAUCUUAACUAAUCUAGAAAAAAUGGAGUCUUCAUUAUAAGCCAAAUAUUGCUUUUCAGAAUUCAUUAAUGAAUAUUAUGAGAAAUUUGAAGUUGGUUCAUCUUUUAGAGAUUUAUUAUUGGCCAAUAAAUUAGAAGAAUAUCUUCAAAAUCCAAGUCUUAUUUUUACAUAUCAAAGUUAAGAUGAAUAAUAAUAUCCAUUAAUUUUUAAUAGAGAAUCUAAAUAUAUUUACAAACUUGAUAAUUGUGAUAUGUAACAAGAGAUAGAACUCUUAAAAUAAAAUGUAGGUUUAAUAAUAGAGGAGGAAUUUGUUGUUUAGGAUGAAACAAUAUAAGUAAAAGAAUCUGAAUUGAGUAUAUUUGAAUUAAAAUAAAAAAUAAAUACAUUAGAUAGAAAAUUAAAAGAAGCUGAAAAAAAGAUAAUAAUAUAAGAAGAAAAAAUCAGUAAAUUAGAAGAAGAUAAGGAAUUUUUAUUAUAAGAAUUAGAAGAAUCAAGACGUUAAGGAUAAAUAAAUUAUAAUGCCUUUCGUUCAGUAGUAAAUGAAAAAUUAUAAUCAACUUAAUAAUAAUAAUAAUCAACUUAAUAAUAAUAAUCAAAUUAAUAAUAAUAAUAAUAAUCAUCAAAAUAAUCAAUAUUUUUAAGUAAUAAAUAAAAUUUAUUAAAAAAUGCUAAAACAUCUACUUUAAAAGCUUCAGUAAAUUUUGCUAAUAUUUAAUUAAAUAAAUAAUAAUUAGAAUAAAUUUAAGAAGAAAAACAAAAUGAUAAUGAUAAUGUUUCAAAUUUUGAUAAAAAAAUUGAAGAAGUAACAUCUGAAAAAUGUUUAAAUUCUGAAAAAUCUAUUGAUGAUAGUCCUUAAACUCCACUUGAAGCAGUUACACCUCAUUAAUGUAGUCAAGCUAGUCUUUAUGCUAAUUCAUUUGUUCCUCCUUCUCCUCCUCCACCUCCACCACCAACUACUGAUAAAAAAGGACCACCUGCACCUCCUCCUCCACCUUUUGGUAAACCAGGUUUUCCACCUCCUCCACCUCCACCACCUGGAAGCAUAAAAAGUUAAAAGGAAUUAAAACCAAAAUUUGAAAUAAUACCAAUUGAUAUUGCAAUGAAGAAAUGUCAAACUUGGAAUCCAAUACCAAUUAAUAAAGUUGAAGGAACUAUUUGGGAAUAAUUUUAAUAUGAUGAUAUGAAAUUUGAAGUAGGAGAAUUUAUUGAUAUAUUUGCUGCAAAAUCAGCAAUUGAUUAAUCAGUAAUGUAAUCAGCUGUUUUUCAAUCUAUGUUUUUAAAAAAAGAGCCAAUUACAAAAUUAUCAAAAGGUAGUGGACCAAAGGAUCCAAAUAGGGCAUAAGCUAUUUAAAUGGCUUUGAAAAGAGUUAAAUAUCCAAUAGAGGAAAUACUAUAAGCAAUUAGAAUAGUUGAUGAAGAAAAAUUAACAGAAGAUAAGGUGACACUUUUAAUAGAUUGUUUGCCAAAAGAAAAUGAAAAGAAUUUAUGGAAGGAAGAAAAAACAUGGGAUUUAUAGGAAUUACAAUAAAGAAUAGCUGAUUAUAGUGAUGCAGAUAAAUUUUGUAUGUUUGUUAUGGAAAUUAAAUGUUAUGAAGAGAGAUUGAUUGGUUUAAGUGCAAAAUAUGAAUCACUAAAAAAUUAAGUAGUAAUUGAAGAAUUAUUGUUGUUGUUUGAUGCUGUAUUUGAUUAAAUAAAAAAUGAUAAGGAAUUAUUUAUUGUAAUAAAAUAUUUGUUUUAUUAUGGAUCAAUCUUAAAUGGAAAUAAUUAAUCUUAAGGAUUGAGAUUUGAUUGUAUUCCUAAAGUAACAUGUUAUUCAGAUAAAUAGAAGUAAUUUGAUAUUUGGAUGUAUGUUAUAAAGAAAGUAGAAGAAUCUGGAUUUGUGAUUGAUUUGGAUGCUGAUUUAACAAAAUUAGAUACAUUAUCAUAAGAAACUAGAAAGAUGGAUAAUUUGUAUAUAUUUUUGAAACAAUUUGAAUAGAACAAACAAUAAAUAGUUUUGGCUAGAGAUAGUGAUUAAGGAGGUGAUGAUAGAGCAAGAGCAAUAUUUGGUUAACUUUAUGAUGAAAUUGAAUUAUUUGUUAUUGUUUAGAAGGCAAAUCUAAAGAGUUUAGAAAACAAAUAUAAAGAAUUAUGUUAAAUGUUUGGAGAAUCACCAACUAAGCCAACUGAUUAAUUUAUUAAAACAAUUUAUGAAAUCAAAAGAAAAGUAAGAGAAAGAAAAAGAAUAAUUAUAGAAUAAGAAAAUUAGAGAAAAAGAAGACAAGUUAUGGAUGAAAAAAGAAAGACACUAAUUAAGAAAUGA
Molecule: messenger RNA, 2862 nt
Organism: Paramecium primaurelia
Lineage: Eukaryota; Ciliophora; Oligohymenophorea; Peniculida; Parameciidae
Source: the annotation of a GenBank genome assembly